AUGGUAUCCGUAAGCGAGCCUAAUGUAAAAAGCUUGUGUGGAGAAUUCGAGACCAAUCUCCAAAAUACUCUUUCCCCCGAAUCGCAAGCUCGUGUAGAUGGGGUUUUAAAUAAUUUCUUGUCACUAAAUAACGAUGAAAAGCUUGUGUGUCUCUUGAAAAUUAUGACGGAUUCCGCUGUCGCUGGUCAAUCCAGUCUUUUUGACGAUGACAGUGGUGCUGAAAGUAAUACCGCCGGGACUUUCAGUGUAUCCACUUUCCAAGUUUCAAAUCAAGUGGAACAGGGUUACGCUUUUACCUGGAUCAAGUCUCAUUUGGAAGAAGACUCAACCACUUGUUUGCGAAAGGAUGAAGUUUAUGAAGAUUACAAGAAUUAUUGUGAACAGCAACGUAUGAAGCCUCUCAAUACUGCUGAUUUUGGUAAAGUCAUGAAACGAGCUUUUCCUAAUGUGCGCCCACGCCGGUUAGGUCAAAGAGGUCAAUCUAGGUACUGCUAUGGUGGAAUGCGCAAGAAAAGGGAUACUCAAGCGCCUCUCCUACCCGACCUAACUCUCGAGCUCUCCAAUUCCUCAAAUAGUGAUCCUUAUCGUAGUGGUCCGCCUUCAACAACUUCAAUUGACGAUCAGGAAGUGCGGGCUGCUCUCGGUGUGGAAGGGUCCACGAUAAUCGAUGCGAUUCGUAUUGUUACUGAGUACGCUCAAACAGUCGUUGGUGGGGAAUUUUCUUCCCUCCUUCAGCUGGCUCUUCACCUAAUCAGAAAUCGAUUUGUCAAUGGUCAUUCAACUCAUGCCCUCUCCCUUAUUUCCUACAAUCAACAACAACAACUUAAACGGAUCAAUCCUACUUCUUCUACAGCGACAAAUCCGACGUCCCAAAGUCUUUCAAACAUUAUUACACCCGACAUAGCUUCUACUUUUGCACUUCGUGAAGCCAUUGAAAAGAGCUUAUACAAGUCAAAUGGUGCUGCUACUGGAGAUAAUCCCUCAAAUUCUUAUGGCAAGAAGUCUUCGGCUCAAUCUUCUCCCCUUGUACCUAAUAAACCCCCUGUUGUAAAGAAAGAAGCCACUGAUUCAAAUGUAGAUACUAAUUCACCCGCAGCUCGUUCUGGCAGCAUUGGAAGUUUGGGCGGUUCUUCUUCUGUUCCCUCACAACCUUCUCCAACUAUUACCUCUCAACCAUCUUCAAAUGUACCAUCCUAUCAUAGUGCAGCUCAAACUGCUGGUAACACCCAGGCCCCUUUGCCUACUGGGGGGUAUCAACAACAGAGUGUACAUUAUCCUUUCCCUUUUUCUCCGUUUACACCUCCCGCUAGAGCUGGUGUCUAUCCGAACACACCAUCUUACUCCCAUCGACAGAUUUAUGGGUCGGGUGAAAGACGGGCAAGCUUUGCCGAAGAUACUUCUCCCUAUGCUAAUGUAUAUGGCCUUUCUGUUCCUCCAUCCACCCCUUCCCAUUACGGUAAUCGAAGUUUAAAUUCCUCCUACGCGCCUCCCAUUGUUCCACCUGCUGCCGCAGCUGCAACGAGCGCUUUCAACUCCUCAAAUCCACUGGAUACAAGUCAGUCAUUCGGUCAUGGCUCCACAUCUGCUUCUUCCAUAGCCCAUCAACAAUCAACUCAACAAUUGACCCGUAUCGAGCCUCCAGCUCCAGCGCCCCAACAACCUCCUCCAGGCACUGGGCGAUCUCCUUAUGCCUAUCAAGUUCCCACAAAACCACAAACUGUAGCCAACUUACCUGGUACCUCUGAGCCUAUUGUACGUUCUCUCUACUUAUGUGUGAUUGUCCUCAUUCGGGGUACUAAGAGGGGGAGGGGGUGUGUGAACUUGUGUUCCAAUUCCCAUAUAACAAUCUCCCACACCAUGCCAUAG
Rodentolepis nana is the source of this 1866-nucleotide messenger RNA. NCBI's taxonomy places the organism in Eukaryota, Metazoa, Platyhelminthes, Cestoda, Cyclophyllidea, Hymenolepididae. The record is from the annotation of a GenBank genome assembly.